GCAAAUCUGUUGCUGGGCGCUGAAGGUCUUUUUGUCUGUCCAGGAAGGAAGGAAAUAAACGAACUCAGCAAAGGGAACGAUUCAUAGCAGUCAUACUUGUGCAAGAAACUAGAAUCACACACAAACUCCUAAAUUUAGACUUACUUUAACGCAUAACGACAUAUUUUUGUUUGUUUUAGCAAUAACGUGUUGCAUUGCCAUUUAGCAAGAUAAACUCCCAAAACAACGUGUUUAUUUAUUUUUAUUUUUAAAUAAGCAAAUAAAUAUACAAUAUAAAUUUUAUUUUGACGAUCGCGAUACGGCAGUAGCCAUACACAGCCGCCAUGGCAGACGAAGACCUACAAGUGGAACUUUUUGUAAAGGCGGGGCUCGACGGGCAGAGCAUUGGAAACUGUCCCUUCUCUCAGCGGCUCUUCAUGGUGCUGUGGCUCAAGGGAGUCACUUUUAACGUGACCACCGUGGACAUGAGGAAGAAGCCAGAGGUGUUGAAGGACCUGGCCCCUGGUGCUCAGCCCCCCUUCCUCCUGUACGGCACGGAGGUGAAGACUGACACCAACAAGAUUGAGGAGUUCCUGGAGGAGAACCUGAGCCCUCCCAAGUACCCCAAACUGGCAGCUAAGAACCCCGAGUCAAACACAGCCGGUCUGGACGUCUUCUCCAAAUUCUCAGCCUACAUCAAGAACUCUAACCCUGCCAUGAACGACACUCUGGAGAAGGGGCUGCUCAGAGCCCUGGAGAAGCUGAAUGCGUUCCUGAGCACGCCGCUUCCUGAGGAGAUUGAUGAGAACAGCGCGGAGGACGAGAGCGUCUCCACUCGCCACUUCCUCGACGGAGAUGAGCUCACGCUGGCCGACUGCAACCUGCUGCCCAAACUGCACAUCGUCAAGGUGGUGUGUCUGAAGUACCGCGGAUUCGAGAUCCCGCGCUCGCUCUCCUCGCUCUGGCGCUAUCUGGACGCUGCCUAUGCCAGAGAGGAGUUUUCUUCAACCUGCCCAGCUGACCAGGAGAUUGAGCAGGCCUACACCUCCGUAGCACGAGCGCUGAAGUAACGAGGCACAGAGACCGGGGCAGACACACGCAUCACCCACACGCUUCUUUGUAGCGUUUAUUUAUUUCUCUCAUAGUUCUCGUGAGGACUCUGUUGACUCUCAUGCAGGGUAUGCCUGCUGUUCUAAACGCCACAGGAGCAAAGGGACAAUGAUUAUUUAUGCUCAAGAUAUCUAGGGUUUACAUUAUGCAUACAUUGUGGGGUGCUAUAAAUAUACACACCCGUGCGCGCACACUCACACUGAGACACAAGUUUAAAUCUUUGAUUGCUAUACUUUUACAGCGAGAGGAUUGCUUGGAUGAGGGCUGUCAAACUCAGCUCCUGGAGAGCUUCAGUGUCUUCUCGCUUUCGUUCCACCCCGAGCUGUCACUUACUUAAUUGGUCUAAUUAUUGAUUAAUUGGACACAUUUGGCACUUCUCUGCAAGCCUCACAAUGUUUCAUAAGGCAGUGUGCCUUGAAUCAAAGUGCAUUUUUAAAACCGUCAUCUGUAUAAGACCUUGAAACAUAUGCAAUAUGUAAAAUUCAACAAAUAAUUAGAUCAGUUAUGUUAAUUCAGAAUUUAAGUGUGAAUGAAGACCCUGCUGCCCUCAAGGACUGGAAUUUGACAGCUCUGCUUAGAUGCAGUGUGUGUGUGCGUGCGUGCGUGCGUGUGUAUGAUGACAUUUCAUAUUGGCUGAUGGACUUGUAAUAUAGCCUGCAUUUAUACACUGUGUAAAGAAAAAUACAUAAAGGGAACAUAUGAAUUCUCAAAGGGACCAAGCAAUUGUAAUUGCUAUGUAAUUGAUCAAUUACACCCCUUUCACAUUGAGUGAACAUUCUCUAUUUGCAGCCCCUUUUGAUGACCCCCUUUUGCUUGAAAAAACCUCUUACAGCGUGCUUGCGUAUUUCUCCCUGCGAUUGCUGCUUGGCAGAAUGAACAGUACACAUGUUAAUGUGCGGAGCUGUGUUGUUUUCAUUGCAGCAUAGCUGUAAUUGAACACCGUAGCAUUGCAAGUGUAAUUUCAGGAAACCUUUGUGAGUUUCAAUAGUACAGGAGGGCUCUCUCCCUCUCCCUCAUCUGAUAAAAAAAUAUGUUUCAAUGGAGCAUGUUGAUUUAAAUUCCGUGUGCAGUCUGGUCAAGGCUAAGUGGCGCUGGCUCCUACUGUUGUACAGACGCGUUAUCUACUUGUGUAACAAGCAGAAUCUAUCUAAAAGAAAGUGUGUUUAAACCUGCAUGAAAGCCACACAUUGCCUCACUCCCAGCUCUGCACCUUGUUUAAGUAGAGACACUCGGAGAAGUGUGAUUUGCCCGGUCAUUCUGUCCUCCAGUUUGAGUGAAUGCAGGACUCCGAAGUGAGAUCCGCUUUUUUAAAAAGAAUACAAUCGCUGAGGUCCUCCGCAUAUAUGGAAGGUGACAAUUGUUAACUCUUCAUGUAUGAAGGUAAAGCUGCCAGCUACAAGCCAAAGCAGCUCCUGGACUCAAAACACAACAGAGUUUAUCAAAAGGCUGUUUUAAACAGCGUUUCUGAGGAAGUGUAAUAAGACAGAUGGGAAACAUCGUAAAAAAAAUGAUUAGAAGCUCCUUUAAAGACUUUAGAAUGAGUGUUUUUUUUUUUUUUUGUUUAGCCAGAUAAAUAAUAUCGUGAAUCGCCCCUUUAAUUGUGAUGACUAAAGUAAUUCAGUUUGUUGUCAAGAUGUUUGAUUCUAGGAGUGAAUCGGUUCAUUGUUUUCUGUUCAGUAUGUGGUAUUUCCCCUUGCGUUUUUAGUUUUAAAGGCUGUUUUUCGCCAGUGCCUUUUGUAAAACAAACAAACAAACAAAAAAAAAAAACAUCCCCAAUAAAACUCUGUUUCAGAAUGUG
Messenger RNA from Polyodon spathula (Mississippi paddlefish), 2887 nucleotides. Its product is annotated as chloride intracellular channel protein 1-like. The transcript has 6 exons. The record is from RefSeq and is a predicted model, not a curated record. Lineage: Eukaryota; Metazoa; Chordata; Actinopteri; Acipenseriformes; Polyodontidae. The coding region runs from base 324 to 1049 and encodes 241 amino acids.